Molecule: messenger RNA, 1163 nt
Organism: Echinops telfairi (small Madagascar hedgehog)
Lineage: Eukaryota; Metazoa; Chordata; Mammalia; Afrosoricida; Tenrecidae
Gene: B3GALT9
Product: beta-1,3-galactosyltransferase 9
Exons: 1
Coding region: 23-997 (324 amino acids)
Cellular component (GO): membrane
Molecular function (GO): hexosyltransferase activity
Source: RefSeq, a predicted model, not a curated record
GCAUUCGUUGCCUUAUGUAGAUAUGAAAGUUCUUGAAAUUAAGGAUAAAGCAAGAAAAUUGAACAUGGAACCCCUAAGAAGCAACCUCUCCAAAUAUUAUAUCCUGAGCCAGUCAGAAGUGUGUAAAGAGAAGAACAUCUUUUUGCUCUCUCUCGUCUUCAGUAGCCCAGGAAAUGAGACGCGGCGGGACCUCAUCAGGAAAACCUGGGGCAACGUAACCAGUGUCCAAGGGCAUGCCAUUCUUACACUGUUUGCGUUGGGAAUGCCUGUUCUGCUGACUACUCAGCAAGAGAUAGACAAAGAGGCCCAUAAAAAUAAGGAUAUAAUCGAAGGAGUCUUCUUAGACACGUCUGGGAACCAAACCCUGAAGAUCACGGCCAUGACGCAGUGGGCUGUAACUUUCUGUCCUAAUGCUCUGUUCAUUCUCAAGGUGGAUGAAGAGGUGUUUGUCAACCUACCAGCCCUGAUGGACUAUCUUCUCAAUCUGAAAGAACAUCUUGAAGAGAUUUACGUAGGAAGAGUUAUCCAUCAGGAGACACCUAACCGAGACCCUCGCAGCCAAGAAUUUGCUCCUCUUAGUGAGUACCCAGAAAAGUACUACCCAGAUUACUGCAGUGGUGAGGCCUUCAUAAUGUCCCAGGCUGUGACUCGGAUGGUGUAUGUUGUUCUCAAAGAAGCACCCAUGACGGUACCUGCUGAUGUGUUUGUAGGAAUUUGUGCUAAGUCCAUUGGUCUUGUACCCAUCCACAGCUCAAGAUUUUCUGGGGGAAAGCAUAUCAGUUACAACAGAUGUUGCUAUAAAUUCAUUUUCACAUCCUCCAAAACUACAGAUGCUGAAAUGUCCCUGGCAUGGAAAGAAAUCAGUGAUGGAAAUGAAUGCACACUGUUUGAGACUUACUAUGGGCUCAUUUCCUGCAAGCUUCUGACAUACAUUGGCAAUUUUAAGCAUCUUCAUGUGACCUCCAUCAAAAACAAUGCCUUGUAUUUUGGUGAUUAGGUUUCCUAGGUCUAUUCUUUUUUUUUUAAUGUCUAUUCUUUUCAAAUGACUUUUUAGCCUGCUGUAGAAAGCAUCUCCCCUUCCUUCUAUUUGAUGUAAUCUCUCUGAAUCUCUCAUCGGACUUUACAAGCUGAAAGAUGUUCUCAGAAUCCCGAUGGACCAGAUA